ACGAACGAACAGUGCGCUGCGCACCAAAAAGCCAGCAGUGGAGUUUUUGUGAGUUAGAAAUGUGAAUAUUUUAAAACAAAUUAGCCCGAAAGUGUAGCAGAAGCCAAAACCCGUGAAUUAAUUGAUUUAACUAUGAUCUACUAACGAUUAACGAUAAUCGCAAAUUUUGAAGGGCAAAGAAAACAUUGUGGUAAAAUGGUGCAUCGCUCUUGCUGCGUACUCGGUUGUAAGUCUUCCGAACCGAUGCAGAUUUCCCAUUUCGGAUGGCCUGAACCGAAAUUGUAUAAAUCGAUCCACCUGAAAAAAUUGGCCGAUAAACGUAUGGCUGCUUGGAACAAUGUUGUACCGCUCAAGCCGGGUACAGAAGGUCUAAAAGAGAAAAAAAUUUGCAGCAAGCAUUUCACUACAGGGUAUCCAGCUAAAUUAACCAGCGUAUCGGAAAUAGAUUGGAUACCUACUAUUAUUCCCGUUUUCUACGAGAUCGAGUCGGAUUCGGGUGCUAACAAGACGAUGGAGUCAUUUGUUGUUGAAAUGCUUCAGGAGGACGAACCUCAACCCGAGCCACAACCAGAGGAACAAGAGGAUGACAUGGAGUUCGAGGAGGACAAGAUUUUGUUAGAUCCCGAAUCGGAAUCCGGUGAAAUAGUGAAUCAAACGGUGGGCCCCGAAAACGGAGCCAUUCAGAUGCUGAUCAAAGUGGCUAAACGGGACUUUGUCGGGCAGCAGGUCAGGCUGGAAGGAUUGCCUCAAUGGUUGAUUCGAGCGCACAGUAUCGAAGCGUUUCGAGCGUAUUUAUGGGAACUGGCUGAGCCGCACAUCAGAAGACCGGUCAACGUUGAAACGAACCAGGAAGGGCAGGUGGUGAACGUGAGUUGGAGCAGUUUCGAAAGGCCAACGAUAGAGGAAGCAGACAAAUUCAUAACAAUUAUCAACAAGAAAAAUAGAAGGCCUCAUAUCUUGCAGAUGUAUCCCUGGAAUUAUCUGAACAGUCCGGCUAUUGAAAGAUGGAAGACAUCCACUUCGACAGCCAUAUGCAUUUACAUGUACUCGAUGGCGGUAUCGUCCAGACCCAUUUUUGAACUAGUUCGGGAGAAGUUGCUGAAACCGAAAGCACCGAAAGCGAAGCCCAAAGUCAAACCGGUGGUACCCCCGGCAGCCGAUGGCUACAGUUUCCGGGAUGAGGUGCGAGCCAUACGGGAGACGUUCCUGCAGAUGCGAGACUUGAUGCACAUAUUGGACAACCGGAUUGCCAUGUUGGAGACAAAGUGCGACCAAGCAUUCGAGCCGGAACCGUUGAUCCCGGUGAGGCUGGAUCCGCGAGCGGCGGCAGCGGGCAAGCUUGCUGGGGGAGAUCCGCUACUGUACGCGGAGAUUAAGGAGGAAGACGAUGAAUAUGAAUGUGAUUAAAGGAUUUCAAAUAAACUAUGAUUCUCAUUUUAGA
Molecule: messenger RNA, 1441 nt
Organism: Aedes albopictus (Asian tiger mosquito)
Lineage: Eukaryota; Metazoa; Arthropoda; Insecta; Diptera; Culicidae
Exons: 4
Coding region: 196-1407 (403 amino acids)
Source: RefSeq, a predicted model, not a curated record